AUGUCCUGUGAACACCCAAAAGACGCAAGAGAAGAAGACGAUGCCGGAAGAACAUGCUGCAAAGAAUGCGGUCUCGUCUUUUCCGAGAUAGUAGCGGUAGAGCCAUCUGACGAAAUAGGCCUGCAAAAUAAUGCACGCCAAGCCAGGAACUUUAUUAACACAGGUUUCACGUUAGGCAAAGACACUAUUUUGAACGGGAGAAGGAUGACUCAUGUUUUCCCGAGGGCACAACUAUGUAAGCCAGAUAUUCCUCGCACACAUUUUUUGAAGAUAACUUGCGGAAAACUAGGGAUACUUUCUAUUCAGGAGCACGUCUGGUCGUUAGUCUUGCAAUACAACAGCAAAAAUCAAGUGAAGCUCGGUCGAGAACUAGAAUACGCUAUAGCUGCAGCUGCAUACAUUACAAUAAGAGAACGUAAAUUGACAGUGACACUCUACGACAUUAGUAAAGCCACCAAAAUUUCUCCCGGGGAUAUCAACAGUUUAGCACGUCACAUGAUCAAAGUGCUCGGAAUGAAACUUGAAAGUCCCAAUGUGAGCAUGGAAUCGUUGCUAGCCGGGACCAUCGAAGCAAUGUUUCACGAAGAGAUUGCUCACCACUUGCCAUUAUACACUAAAGAUUUGAUGCACCUGUAUCGCGAGGUUAACACGUUCCCGCAGGCGAUUUAUUCAAGGCAUAUAGAGAAUUGCGUGAAUAUUACCGUGGGGAACUGUAUACAAGUGAAUAAUAUACCAGAGAUUAUGGAGCUUUAUCGGAAAGUUUUGAUUGGGACGGCGUAUUACCUGUUAGAAUAUGCGUCAAAUGCAGGAUUUAUCACUGGUCGGAGUCCGGUUCCUAUGGCUGCUGCUAUUCUUCUUUACGCGAUAGAGGCGACCGAGAAACCUUCAGUUGCGGAAAGGGUAGCUAAUCACAAAAUGGUCGAAGAAUUUGUCACUUGUGCAUUUGAUCUUAAGCCUGAUCGUAGUAUGCUGAGGAGAUAUAAGGAAAUUCGAUAUCACAUGAAUCAACAAGUACAAAAAAUUCAUUUUGCUUAUAUCGCCAAAGACGAUCCGUUCAGAUCAUACUUGUAUGUAAAUGACUUGAUAAAAUUUUUUCCGCCUGAACUGCCGAAUAUCGCAAGAUCUUGGGAUCAAAUAGAAGUGCCGUCUAUUGUCCGAUCUCGGCAACUGAAAGCCCUGAGAUUAGAAAAAAUUCAAAGGGCCAGGAAAAUUGUUGGCUUAGAACCAUCAACUUUAAGUAUUGGACAACAGGUUUCACAAUAUCAACAACAAAUAGUAAUAAUUGAAGAUGAUGGAGACGUACGGAUAGAUUUUCAAGAUCCUCAACAACAAAUAAUAACUGAUGAUGUUGAAAGGGAACGAAAUAAUCAACAACAACAAGUAGUAUCCUUAGGGGAAAAAGUUGAUAAUAAUGAUGAAGUUACCGAUGAUCCUUACGACGGAGAAUUACAACUUCUCAAAGAACUUUUACUAUCGCAAAAAUAUCCCGAUGAACAAUUAUUAGAUGCAUCAUUUGGAGUUUUGCAAGCAUGGGCACACCAGAAGCGACGAGGCACUGUUAGUGAUAGUCAUCUCAAUGAUAGGGAACUAUACGAGGAAGAUUGCCCGGACGACGAACUUUGUGAAUAUAUUGAAAUGCCGGGGAAUGUAGCUUUACCUCCUAUAACGGCAUCGUCGUCGACUAAUGUUGUUGAAAUGUCUUCUGCUCAAGCACGAGAUACUUGCGAAUUACUUGUGAACUCAUCAAAUCGAAUGCAAUCUUCUAGAAAUCACAAAGACUGGCGAAAGGACGCGAUAAAACGAAAACGAAUCAAACGAUUGAUUCGCGAUCCGCCACGCAACAAAAAUAAAUCUACAAAUAAUGGCACAAAGAAUGCCAGUGGGGCAAGUGGUUCUUUGGUGCCUGAGCAAGAUGAAAGCGCGUCGAAUAACAAAACAAAAAGCAAACGAAUUCUCAUAAGACCCGAAGAUAUUGAUUAUGAUAUGUUUAUGUAA
Molecule: messenger RNA, 1995 nt
Organism: Ambispora gerdemannii
Lineage: Eukaryota; Fungi; Glomeromycota; Glomeromycetes; Archaeosporales; Ambisporaceae
Source: the annotation of a GenBank genome assembly